AUGGCAUCUCGCCUCCGCCAUCCAGCGCCGCGGGCAUAUGUCAGCAUCGUCAAUGGCAACGCGAAAGCGACCACGCGUGCAUUGGGCAAUUCUACGCGCCUUCGACUCCUAAAUAUUGAAGAAUGGGACCACGCGCAAGCAGCACGGGAACAGGAAGUGCUCGAAGACGGCAAUCCGGCUGGCCUCACUCGCAAGGGUUUCGCCAAGGACGUCGCUCCCAGAUUUAUCGCGAAGAAGUUCCACCUGCUCAACAAACAAGCCAAAGCAGACGCCAUGCCAAAGACACCCAAAGCAAGACCUUUCACUCCGAAGAAACCCACAGCAGAGGCGACACCGAAGAAACCCAAGGCAGAAGCAGAACCAGCCCCACCGAUAACCAGAUGGGCAAAUGCUCGAGUCACUGUACCCGGUGCAGCUGCAGAGCACUCUUUCUCUGCCGUCUUUCUGCGAGACAUAUGCUCUUGUCCUCGCUGCGUCCAUCAGUCCACCAGGCAGAAGCUCUUUGUCACAGCCGAUAUUCCGACGCAGAUCGAAGCUGUUGAUGUUCAGUCUGAUGCCCAGAGUGUCAAGAUCAGGUGGUCGAACGAUGUCCCUGGGUAUGAUGGCGAUCACGUCACCGAGAUACCUUUGGCUACUUUGUCCAACUAUGUAACGAAGGGCAACGACCUUCCAAGUCACGAUACGACGCCUAGGGUCCUUUGGGAUGCCGACAUGUAUCAACAGCGCACGCAAGACUUCACCUAUGAGGCCUACAUGGAAGACGACACAAUCCUGCUCAAAGCUCUCCGGCAACUGGAAUCACAUGGUCUCCUCUUCGUGACCGACGUACCCGCAGAUGAAAAGUCCGUAAAGCGCCUCUCGAAACGAAUAGGCCCCCUGAAGACGACCUUCUACGGCAAAACAUGGGACGUCCGCUCAGUCCCCCAAGCAAAAAAUGUAGCCUACACAUCCCAAAACCUCGGCUUCCACAUGGACCUCAUGUACAUGAAGCAACCACCCCACCUCCAACUCCUUCACUGCAUCCGCUCCUCCUCCGCAGGCGGUGCCAGCCUCUUCACAGACUCCUUCAAAGCCGCCGUCGAUCUCCGUAAAAACGACAUCGAAGCCUUCGAGGGACUCGGCAAAAUCAAAGUCGACUACCACUAUGACCACAAGACUGAUUACUACUACCAAAGCCGCUCCGUCAUCGAGCUGAAGAGACUCGGCCUCAAAGACGCAGUCAUAUCCGAGUACGGCCGACAAGCGCACAUAAGUGUCAGCUUCAAUCCCCGCGAUAGCAGUGUCUCCCCGAUAGACGUCAUCGACGCUGUAUCGUGGAGCCCGCCAUUCCAAGCACCAUUCCGACUGGAAAGCGGCGUGAAAGAUGUCGGGACGUCUUAUGGUGGUGACUAUUACCUCAGCCGGAAAGUGGAUCACUGGCAUGAUGCGGCGAGGAAGUUUAAUGAGUUGAUUCAUCGGCCGGAGGCGAUCUAUGAGAGGCUCAUGAAACCCGGCGAGUGUGUUAUUUUUGACAACCGGAGGGUGUUGCACGCGAGGAAGGCGUUUGAGGUGGGUGAUAUGGGGAAGGAGAGGUGGUUGAGAGGCGCGUAUAUUGACAAGGACCCGUUCAUGUCGAAGUUGAAGAUUUUGAACGAGAGGUAUGGCGCUGCUGUUGAGGAGGUCGAGCUGAAGGAAAAGCAGGAGCAAGAUGCGUAUUUUGAGAUGCAGCGGGAAGCGUGA
Molecule: messenger RNA, 1719 nt
Organism: Fulvia fulva
Lineage: Eukaryota; Fungi; Ascomycota; Dothideomycetes; Mycosphaerellales; Mycosphaerellaceae
Product: Dioxygenase str8
Exons: 1
Coding region: 1-1719 (572 amino acids)
Biological process (GO): carnitine biosynthetic process
Cellular component (GO): mitochondrion
Molecular function (GO): oxidoreductase activity
Source: RefSeq, a predicted model, not a curated record